Molecule: messenger RNA, 1965 nt
Organism: Gekko japonicus
Lineage: Eukaryota; Metazoa; Chordata; Lepidosauria; Squamata; Gekkonidae
Gene: ACER2
Product: alkaline ceramidase 2
Exons: 6
Coding region: 13-840 (275 amino acids)
Biological process (GO): ceramide metabolic process
Cellular component (GO): membrane
Molecular function (GO): hydrolase activity, acting on carbon-nitrogen (but not peptide) bonds, in linear amides
Source: RefSeq, a predicted model, not a curated record
GGUGGGCUUGUCAUGAUCAGCCUCCGCUGGUGGGAUCACCUGCGGGCCGGCAGCUCCGAGGUGGACUGGUGCGAGGACAACUACACCAUCGUGCCCACCAUCGCCGAGUUCUACAACACGAUAAGCAACAUCUUAUUUUUUGUUUUGCCACCUAUAUGUAUGUGCUUAUUCCGACAAUAUGCAUCCUGCUUCAACAGUGGAAUAUAUUUAAUAUGGACCCUGCUAGUGGUGGUUGGAAUUGGAUCGGUCUACUUCCAUGCUACGCUUAGUUUCCUGGGUCAGAUGCUCGAUGAACUUGCUAUUCUCUGGGUUCUGAUGUGUGCUCUGGCCAUGUGGUUUCCCAGAAGAUACCUGCCCAAAAUAUUUAGAAAUGACAGAGGCCGAUUUAAAGCAGCAGUAGGGAUCCUUUCUGGAGUCACGACUUGCCUUGCCUUCAUUAAGCCGGCCAUCAAUAACAUCUCGCUGAUGACGCUGGGCAUUCCCUGCACUCUGCUGCUAGUUGCAGAGCUUAGAAGGUGUGAUAACCUGCGAGUGUUCAAAUUGGGACUCUUUUCUGGUCUGUGGUGGGCAUUGGCACUUUCCUGCUGGAUCAGCGACAAAGUAUUCUGCGAGAUCUGGUCCUCAUUUAACUUCCCCUAUUUGCACUGUGUCUGGCACAUCCUCAUCUGCCUUGCCUCUUACCUGGGUUGUGUCUGUUUUGCCUAUUUCGACGCUGUCUCGGAGAUCCCUGAACAAGGCCCUGUCAUAAAGUUCUGGCCCAGUGAGAGAUGGGCGUUCAUUGGUGUUCCUUAUGUCACCCUCCUCUGUGCACACAAGAAAUCGCCACUGAAGAUCACAUGAAGCUUCGUAUGCAGAGAAGAGACCACAGAACUAUUUAUUACUGUUUUUCUCUCCCUCGGAAAACUCCUGUGAUUCUGUUGAGGGGGAGCCACAAGGACCAUUUUCUGUUCCUGACAGAACCACCUUUUGUUCAGGUGGCUUUGGAGCGUCUGUAUUCAAAAUCUGUGUUAGCACUAGGUUGGGUUUUAUCUGGCCCACCUUGAAUUUCUGACAUGGAAUUCUCUGGAUGCUGUACACAGGAGGAGACAUGAUGAGAAAAGCAUGGCUGCUCCCCAAACCAGCAGUCUUACGUUGUCUCUCGUCUCCUCCUCUCUUGACUUGACAGAACACUUGACCUUGCAUUGGAUCACUGAGCUCUGAUUUCCCCAUCCUUCCUUGAGUUGCUUUUAUUGUCUGCUACUUGCAGCAGGACAGCUUAAAGUGUACUGACUAGGGAUGGGAAUGAACCAUAAAACUCCAGUUUGGGGCAGGCCCGGAACUGAGCCAAAAAUGCCCCAGACUGAACCAGCCAGUUCAGAUCCCCCUUUCUCCUGGCUGUGCUUCGGAGCGGGGGGGGGGGGAGGCAAAACCGACCAGUGAAAUAGAUCACAGCCACUGAAGCCUAACAGGUCAUCUGUGGAUCCAUGCUGCUCAGCUGGUAGGUUUAAAUGGCCCAAACAGCUGAACCGGACAAAAGUCUGGUAACCCCAAACUUUGGUUCGGGGGCUCCAAAAUAGGCCAAGUUGGUGCCGACUUUUGGCUCGUGAACCGGUUCUUGCCCAUCCCUAGUACUGACAUCAUGUCAUCCAUUUCAUUUUCUUUCCUCUGAUGGCAUUUAGAGGGGGGAGUGGGAACAGGGCUGCUGUUAUCUCCAACAGACAUGCAGAUCUGAGAAUGUCUAACUGUAUUUCUUACAGACUUUGAGGGUGAAUUUAAACUUGCUGUUUCAUUGUGACUGGGAGAUACAAUUGUGAGCUUCAGCUACUAUUGAAGGGUUUUAAUACUACCAGCUUGUGGUUACAUGCCUUUGCCCCGUCUCUAUUUAUACUUACCACAUGACUACAAAUCCUUUCUCACCUCUGGUUAGAAGUUCCUGGGGAAACCAAAUAGAAACUCUUAAAGAAGUAAAGAAGCCAGUCCCUUUCU